Heterostelium album PN500 is the source of this 2277-nucleotide messenger RNA. RefSeq names its product component of 9-1-1 complex (gene rad9). Gene Ontology annotation, biological process: mitotic intra-S DNA damage checkpoint signaling; DNA repair; cellular response to ionizing radiation. NCBI's taxonomy places the organism in Eukaryota, Evosea, Eumycetozoa, Acytosteliales, Acytosteliaceae. Gene Ontology annotation, cellular component: checkpoint clamp complex. The transcript has 7 exons. The coding region runs from base 1 to 2277 and encodes 758 amino acids. The record is from RefSeq and is a predicted model, not a curated record.
AUGAAAAUAAAAGCUAAUAAUAAUAUUAUAAGUGAUAAGGUACUUAAGGCUGAAAGCUUAAUGAAAAACUAUAAAGAUACUCUUUUAGCUCUAAGCAUUCAAAAAUUAGUAGAAGCUUUUCCGAAAUGCGGAAAAGCUGAACUAUCAAAAGCAAAAAAAAUAGUUCAAGCAGAACAAGUGCUUGUAGCUAAUGGAUAUGAUACAAAUGAUCAUCAAGAGGAUGAUGAUGAAGCAGAAGAAGAAGAAAGUGAAGCAGAAGAAGAGGAUCCAGUUGUUUCUAAGAAGAAGAAGAAAGCAAAACACCAUCACAAUGAAAGUGAUGUCUUAUCAAGCUGCGCAGAUAUUAGUGGAAGAAAUGUAUUCGAUCACAACAUUAUAGCAAGGGAAAAUAAUGUUUACCUAAUUACUCGGAAGAUACAUUGCAUAGUCAAUGUCAACUUUGAAAGUUCUAAGGGUGGAAGGCUUAUCUACACUUUUGAAACGGAUACGGUUCUUAGCUCUGACCAUACUUGUAUGACCAAUCUAUUAAAAGUAGAUCCUGAACACAAGGAUAUGCAAUGGUUCAAGAAAAAAGUAUAUCCCAUUACCAUCGAUUUCACUCUUCCAGAUGGUACCGAAAAAGACAAAGAAAAAAUAGAAUAUAAUAAUAAUAAUAACACCACAUACGCACAAAUGGUGAAUUUAGUAGUUAAUUCAGGUCAUAUAAAACCAUUCGCAAAAGGAAUACAAUAUCUUGCAAAGUUAUGUGAAGAAUUCAAUAUUCAAAUAGAACCAGAUAAAAUAAGAUUUAAAGCAUGUAAUACAGCAAAAUCUGCAUAUAUAGAGAUAUUGAUGACAAAGGAUUUCUUUGAUGACUAUCGGUUGUCGGAGCGCGAUCUUUCGUUAAACGUUAGAGUAAAGUCGAAGCAUUGUCAUCAGGUGUUCCACUCGCUUGGCACAAUCGAGAAAUGUGCAUUGGUUGUCGGAAACGGUGAAUCAAAGGUUACCUUUCAUCUGCUGUGUAACAAGAAGAUAAAGAAGACCUAUAAACUGAACUAUGAGGAUAUCGAUAUGCUCAAUCCCGUAAUGGACAAUGAAUUCGACGUGCGAAUGGUCAUCAGACCAAAGAUCAUUGUCGAUGCACUCGCUCAUUUUGCACAAUCACUCGAAGAGAUUUCAUUGAAUCUCAGAAAAGACGUUAUCAUAUUCAGUACUUAUUUAGGUGAAGAGAGUGGAAAGAUUGCACCAGAGAAAGCUUUACAAACAGAGAUCAAGUUGGAUGUUGCAGAUUUCGAUGAGUAUGCAUCGGAUGGCAGAAACAUCGAUCUUACAUUCUCGUUCAAAGAGUUCAAAACUAUCAUAUCGUUCUGUGAGACAAUCAGUCAUCCAAUCACUUUUUACGUUAAGCAAAAUGGAAAUGCGCUGAAAUUCCAUACAAGAUAUAGUGAUAGUUAUAUGAUACAAUUCUUAAUUGCAUGUUUCCAAACACCUGGAACUAUUAAUGCUAAUUCAUCUUCUACACCAUCAUCUGGAUCUUCGUCAUCUUCCGUACAACAACAUCAUCAUCAGCAACAACAACAACAACAACAAUAUCAUCAACAGCAGCAGCAACAACAACAACAGCAUUUAAAUAGAGAUAACAGUAACAAUCAAUUUCAAUUACAAAAUUAUAGUGGAUCAAGUAAUCAUUCAGCAUCACAUUUCGAUAAGUCAGUUGCAACACCACAUCCUUCACCACAUCAUCAUCAACAUCAAAAUAACCAACAACAGCAUCACCAAUAUCAAAAUCAAAAUCAAAUGAUGAUAGACAACGAUAGUUCAUAUUAUCAUUCAUUAUCCACCAAAGAUUAUGAUAAUGAACAUGAUAUCGAUAUGAUGCCACCAAUGGAUUAUGCGUCACCACCAAGCACGAUGGCAUCAGGUAUGUCAAAGGCCAAUGAAAAUCCACUGUCUGUUGGUCUUCGUGGACACAAUCUCAAUGUCGACGAUGAAGACGAAGAAGACGAUGAAGAUUACGAUAACAUUGCUUCUGACAAUGAUCAAAGUGUUCAACCAAAUCAAUGUAAUUAUCAAACGGUUACAGAUUCAAUAUUAGAUAUAAUCAGUGGAAAUACACAUCCUAAUUUGAAAUGUAUGCAUAUUACAUUUAUAAUUGAUUCAGCUGGGCUUGAUCAAUUUGAACAAAGAGUGAUAGAUGCACUUUCAACAAACAACACUCUACGUUCAUUUUCUUACAAUACUGUUUGUGAUGAAACUAUUAGUCCACCGACUACUUUGCGAUUUCCAACUUAUUGUUAG